Antechinus flavipes (yellow-footed antechinus) is the source of this 3320-nucleotide messenger RNA. RefSeq names its product nectin cell adhesion molecule 4 (gene NECTIN4). Lineage: Eukaryota; Metazoa; Chordata; Mammalia; Dasyuromorphia; Dasyuridae. Bases 261 to 1766 code for a protein of 501 amino acids. Gene Ontology annotation, biological process: homophilic cell-cell adhesion; heterophilic cell-cell adhesion. Gene Ontology annotation, cellular component: adherens junction. The record is from RefSeq and is a predicted model, not a curated record. The transcript has 9 exons.
GGGGAUUCCCUGGCUACCACCUCGGCUCCUAAAACGGCCCUCCAAGUGGACACAGACCAGCACCUAGGGGCUUUCAGGUGGGGCUGGACAGCUGCCUUUGGGAGCCGCUGACUUUCUCUUUCCGGAACCAGAGAGAGUGGGGUGGGGGAGAUCUCUUCCUUUGGCCCCCACUCUGGGGGGGAAGCAGAGAAGCCAGCUGACUCCUGAGGCCUUCCUACAUACCUGCUUUCGCCCCACCAACCCUGUCCCAGGAAGCCAAGAUGUGGCAGCAGGAGCCGUGGCUGGUGCUGUUCCUUGUCAUCUCCUUCACAGGUUUGUGCCUGGCUGGUGAGCUGGAGACAUCAGCCCUGGUUACUGUGGUCCUGGGUCAAGAUGCAGAGCUGCCCUGUUUCUACAAGGGAGAGCCUGGGGAGCAGGUGAAGCAGGUGGCUUGGGCCCGAGUUGGAGAGGGAGAGGGAAUGACCGAACUGGCACUGCUCCACGACACAUACGGUCUGCACGUGAGCCCUGCCUACGAGGGACGAGUGGAGAGGCCGUCGCCUCCCCGGGAUCCCAACGACGGAGCCGUGCUCUUGCGGAAUGCCGUGCAGGCCGACGAGGGGGACUAUGAGUGCCGAGUCAGCACUUUCCCUGCAGGCAGUUUCCAGGCGGGGCUCCAUCUCCGGGUGCUUGUGCCCCCUCUGCCCACACUGAACCUGGGCCCUAGCCUGGAAGAAGGCCAGGGGCGAACCCUGGCCGCCUCCUGCACAGCCGAGGGCAGUCCUGUGCCCAGCGUGACCUGGGACACGGCGGUCAAGGGGGUGAUCACUAGCCGCUUGUCCAAUCACCCACGAUCGGCUUCGGUCACCUCGGAGUUCCACCUGGUGCCGAGCCGGACGAUGAACGGGCAGCCCCUCACCUGUGUGGUGUCCCACCCCGGCCUGCCGGAGGACAAAAGGAUCACGCACAUGCUCCAGGUCGCCUUUCUUGCCGAGGCCUCGGUAUGGGGCCACGAAGACCCAGAGUUAUGGCACGUGGGCAGAGAAGGCGUGAUGCUCAAGUGUGUGAGUGAGGGGCAGCCGCCCCCCUCCUACAACUGGAGCCGGCUGGAUCGGCCCCUGCCCAGCGGGGUGCGAGUGGACGGAGGCACCUUGGGCUUCCCCCCGCUGGUUGUGGAGCACAGCGGCACCUACGUCUGCCAUGUCAGCAACGAGGUCUCCUCCCGCAGUAGCCAGGUCACUGUGACUGUCCUAGCAGAAGAUGAAGCCCCACCUGUUGAUGUGGACGUGGUCUCGGCCUCCGUGGUGGCGGUGGGAGUGAUCGCUGCCCUGCUGCUGUGCCUUCUGGUGGUGGUGGUGGUGCUCAUGUCCAGAUACCACCGACGCAAGGCCCAGCAGAUGACCCAGAAAUAUGAGGAGGAGCUGACCUUGACCCGGGAGAACUCCAUCCGCAGACUCCACUCCCACCACGCGGAGCCCAGGACCCAGCCUGAGGAGAAUGUAGGGCUUCAAGCUGAGGGCCACCCUGAUAGUCUCAAGGACAACAGUAGCUGCUCUGUGAUGAGCGAAGAGCCCGAGGGCCGAAGCUACUCCACUCUGACCACGGUGAGGGAGAUCGAGACCCAGACGGAGCUGCUGUCGCCGGGCUCCGGACGGACAGAGGAGGAAGAAGACCGAGAUGCUGGAAUCAAGCAAGCCAUGAACCACUUUGUGCAGGAGAACGGGACUCUUCGAGCCAAGCCCACGGGCAACGGCAUCUACAUAAACGGGCGGGGACACCUGGUCUGACCCAACUCUCCAGGGACCCUGUGGACCCUCGCUGGGAGACUCUGCCCCCGGCGCCCCCAAAGAAAGACCUGCGACCUUGCUGACUUCUGGCCUGUUCCCAGGCCCUUCCCCAGCUUCUAUCCAGAGGAGCCUCUCCGGGUGCUAGUCACCGUGUGUGUGUGUGUGUGUGUGUGUGUGUGUGUGUGUGUGUGAGACCGAGGGCACCAGGACCCUGCGGCCUGCAUGGCGUGAGUGUGUCAGUGUACAGGUAAGUGUGUGUGAGCGAGUUUGACCCAUCACUCUGGAUCCCUGCGGAUGUACGCUGGCUACACCUUCAGACCCUAGAGCAGUAUUAUUGAAACAGGAGAGGUGGGGGGGCUGCUCCAGGGGAAGUGGACCCCUCCCAGGGGACAGUCCCGGACAGAGGCUGGGGGAUGCAGGGACAGUCUGAUCAAGGGAGCUGGACUCCUCCUGACUGCGGGAGCGGGGCUCCCCUCGGCUGGCUGUGGAAAGGGGCACCGUGUUUGGCUUGGGGGCUGGCAGUGCUGCUUGUAGAGUCCGCCCUCUCGAGGCUGGCGCCAGGAUGACAUUUCUGAAAGGUUGGAUCACAGAUUUAAGAGCCAGGAGGGACUUCCACCUUCCCAUCCCAUUUCGCAGAUAAAGAAACCGAAACCAGGACACUUAACUGAUCCACCCAAAGUUACAGAGGCAGUAAACAGCAGCAAUAAGCCUUGAACCCUGGACGGGAGUUCUUCCCACUGUACCACACUGCCUCCCUUGCUUGUAAAUAGGACUUUUUGUAAGUUUAAUUCCUUGUUAAAUGUUUUAGGGAAGCUUGCUAUUUGAGGGAUUGCUGCAGCAAAUCCUUUUUCCUAAGCAAAAAGCAUUUCUCUGAGAAAAACUAAUGACUGUAUAAGGUUUGGUCCCAUCUCUCCCCCCUGCUCCACCCAGCCCUUUCUGUAUCUUCCUCUAUUUCUCUAGCUAUGACCAAAGUACUAGCUUGGGGGAGCGUCGGAAUCCAGGGUCCAGGGUUGUAAUUUGCAUUGCUGGCAAGGGAAUUUAAAGCGAGGGGAGGCCGGAGGAGGGGCACCAUUUGGGUAAAUGGGGUGCUUCAGACAGGAACAGCCCUCUUUUCCUGGGUUCCUCUGCCACUGAACCUCUCAGGGACAGAUGGGUUCCCAGAGGCAGCUAGGGCUAGAAGGUGGUUGUGGUCCCCAAAGCUCAAGCCCUCCUAACACUCACUCAGUGUCCUCAGUCAUGGAUGUCCUGAUUAAGCAGGACAAACCCUAGUUUGGGGGAAUGUGCCAAAUGCUAUCUGGAGGAAGAGAUCCCUGUGUUGUUUCCUCAUGCUACCUCAGGGGACUCGGGGAGAUGGCGUGUGUGUGAACAGACACGGACGCCUGCUCAUUUUCUGGCCCUCUUGGACAGCCUGGAGUUUGAGGGAGUGACCCGGCGGAACAUAGGUCGGAUCUGUAAAUGUCGUGUGAAUAGUACUGUAGAAGUAGUGUAAAUAGUUUACAGUCCAGUCCUUCCCAGCCCUCAACCCCCUUCAUAAAUAAAGCUCUCCCAAACUGG